AUGGCGCAAAGCGCAGUGGGAUCGUAUUCAAACCCACUCAAAAAAUUCAAGCUUGUAUUCUUGGGGGAACAGAGUGUUGGCAAGACCUCCCUAAUAACCCGGUUCAUGUACGACUCCUUCGACACCACCUACCAGGCAACCAUCGGCAUCGACUUUCUCUCCAAAACCAUGUACCUCGAAGAUCGCACGGUCCGCCUCCAACUGUGGGACACAGCCGGGCAAGAACGCUUCCGGUCCCUUAUCCCCUCGUACAUUCGUGACUCGUCCGUCGCUGUCGUGGUCUACGAUAUCUCUUCUCGCAAAACCUUUGAGCAAACACGCAAGUGGAUCGAUGAUGUAAGAGGGGAACGAGGAAACGAUGUGAUUGUGGUCCUUGUCGGCAACAAGACAGAUCUGGGCGACUCGAAGAGAGAGGUCACCACGCAACAAGGAGAAGAGGAGGCCAAGAGAGCUGGCGCCAUUUUCAUGGAGACCAGCGCAAAACUGGGCCACAAUGUCAAGGCGCUUUUUAGGAGAAUAGCGCAGGCCUUGCCAGGCAUGGAAGGCGAAGGGGAGCAGCAGCCAAAUCCCCAAAUGAUUGACGUGUCAAUAAACAACCAGAAACCAGCCGAGGAAGGCUGCGCUUGUUGA
Messenger RNA from Fonsecaea pedrosoi CBS 271.37, 630 nucleotides. RefSeq lists its product as uncharacterized. The transcript has 4 exons. The record is from RefSeq and is a predicted model, not a curated record. Lineage: Eukaryota; Fungi; Ascomycota; Eurotiomycetes; Chaetothyriales; Herpotrichiellaceae. The coding region runs from base 1 to 630 and encodes 209 amino acids. Gene Ontology annotation, molecular function: GTP binding; GTPase activity.